This is a messenger RNA of Hippocampus comes (tiger tail seahorse), 4060 nucleotides long. RefSeq names its product zinc finger protein Eos. The record is from RefSeq and is a predicted model, not a curated record. Gene Ontology annotation, molecular function: RNA polymerase II cis-regulatory region sequence-specific DNA binding; DNA-binding transcription factor activity. NCBI's taxonomy places the organism in Eukaryota, Metazoa, Chordata, Actinopteri, Syngnathiformes, Syngnathidae. Bases 732 to 2471 code for a protein of 579 amino acids. The transcript has 7 exons. Gene Ontology annotation, biological process: regulation of transcription by RNA polymerase II.
GGAGUGGACUCAUUUAAUUGUCGGUCGUCGUUAUUUGAAUCAAGGAGAGCAUGUUCUGUAGUUAGUCCGUACCUGGCUCCUCAUAGCAUUCGGCGAGGCUGCGGGUGCCAUAGCAACCAUUUCGGAAACACUGGCUGCAGUAGUUAGCAUCUAGCGGGCUAAAUGUAGCAUUUGUCAGUCUGAGAACUUAUCACGCAUGUCACUCAUUCACAUUGCAUCGUUCGGUACCGAACUUUGAUACCGCGAUAUUCAGUGAGCGAGCGUAACAAAUACCGACGUCGUAGUGCUGGUUUUAGCUGCUUUGGCUUCACAUUUGCGCCAAUCAAGUUUCGCUUAGCUUGAGCUGCCCAGGCCGACUGGUGAUUUAGCUGUUAAAUUACGGAGACGCAUAUGAAUUCUUCAACGUGUAGAAUGUGAACUGAAGACUAAUUGAUGGCACACGAGUAUUCGAUGAUUCUGUCAGUGGUGUCAUGAGAGUUGCGAGUCAGUCGAUCAGCUGAUCUGUAGCCGCUAAUGUUCGAGUUAGCUCUCGUGUAGCUACUAGUACUGCUGCAGCAAUCGUACGAUUAAUUCCACUUUAAUAACGGAUGCCAUCCUCAACAUAUUUGUAUUCUGUUUAAAUGUCUGAAAGCUAAUUCAACAGUUCGGUGUCAUGGGUUGACUCACUGCGAUUUUCUCCAGUUCUGUAGAUGGAACAAGUGUAACAUCAUCAGCACACGUUUGGUUUUGUAAUGACAAGUUGGUGUGGACAUAACUCUCAUUUCAGUAUUGGGCCGAAAUCUAGUAUGGAUGUUGAUGACUGCAAUGGCCAGUCUUACAUGUCAGUUAAUAGUGGAGACUCUUCAAUGGAAAAAGAGUUUUCUGGGGGCCUUGGUGGUCCGACAGUAAGCACGCCAAACAGCAAGGAAACCUCACCUCAUCGCUCGCUCAGCGCAAAUUCUAUUAAAGUCGAGUUGUACAGUGAUGAAGACCCCGGUCCUAGUAACGAUGAUGAGCGAGUGGAACGUAUAGAAGAAGGAGGCGUGGAUCAGGGAACAGAGGCGUCUGGUCACAGGGAGCUUACCAAUCAUGACAACAUUCGACUGCCCAGUGGGAAGCUGAAGUGUGACAUCUGUGGCAUGAUCUGCAUUGGACCCAAUGUUCUCAUGGUGCACAAACGCAGUCACACAGGUGAGCGGCCAUUCCAGUGUAAUCAGUGUGGCGCCUCCUUCACUCAAAAAGGAAAUCUGCUCCGUCACAUUAAGCUGCACUCCGGAGAGAAGCCCUUUAAAUGUCCUUUGUGUAGCUAUGCCUGUAGAAGAAGAGAUGCCCUCACCGGCCAUCUUCGCACUCAUGCCGUAUCCUCUCCAACUGUUGGGAAGCCAUACAAAUGCAGUUACUGUGGUCGCAGUUACAAGCAACAGAGCACUCUGGAGGAGCACCUUGAACGCUGCUACAACUACUUACAGAGCGUGGAGUCAAAACAGCCUAUCAGUGCUCAGCAUCCAGGAGAGGAGAUUAGGGAGAUGGAGUACAUCCCAGACUCCCCGCUUCAUGCCUCCUCAGACAAGAUGACGUUUGUUGAUCGGCUCGCCAGCAGCGUCACCAAACGCAAAAGAUCCAUGCCACAAAAAUUUGUAGGACAGAAGCACAUACAUAGUGGAAAUGCACGUUCCGAGUUAAAUGCUGCUUUGGACAAAGAUGGAGAGACACAUCCAGGAGACUUGGAAGGCCUACGCGUUCCUAGAAGAGAGUAUGCAGGCAGUGAUGGAGGAGGAGGGGGAAUGGCAGACCCCCUGCAGCCUCUCCAUCUCCCCAUCACUCACCCUUCAUGCUUAUCCGAACUCCGAUCGAUGCACAGUGCCGCUUAUGCGCCGGGCGCUCUCGGCCUGAGGCUGGACUGCAUGGGGGCCAGUGUAGGGCUGGGGCCCGCCAACGUGGGGAGAAGGGAAGCGGCGGAGGGUCACGAAGACCUGCCCGUGGGUCGCAGUCAGGCAGCCUCCCCCAGCAACGGUUGCCAGGACUCUACGGACACGGAAAGCAUGCCGGAUGAGCCGUGCAACAGCACCGCUCCUGGUCCGACCCUUCAUAGGAACAACGGGCAUCAUCUCCACAACACGGCGACUCCUUCGCACUACAAAAUUUGGGACGGACACAGCCCCGGCCACGCCAAAGACCGGGAGACCAAAAGAGAGGACGGAAGUCACCACGCGCCCCCUCCGUCGGGCCUCGUCCCAAUGCCCAGUUCACCUACGGCGCCCUCGUCCACCUCAAGGGAGACUCUGCGAGUGGUAGACGGCGAAGGGCGAACGGUGCGCUGCUUCCGAUGCGACCACUGCCGCGUGCUCUUCAUGGACCACGUCAUGUUUACCAUCCACAUGGGGUGCCAUGGAUUUCGGCAACCUUUCGAGUGUAACAUCUGCGGCCACCGGAGCCAAGACCGCUACGAGUUUUCUUCGCACAUCGUCCGGGGAGAGCACAUCCUCGACUGAGGAACAGUCCCGAUGAGCUCGGCCUGGCAUGGUUUGGUCUGCACAGCACAAAGGAAACCCAUUAUUUAUCAUAAUGCACUUUGAAAAUGUCUCUGAACAUGCACUUUUCCCAUCCACACGUGUGCCUUGCGCCCAAAUUCAGGAUUCCCACCUAAUGCACAUAUUGUGGUUGACCAAUCCGACCUGAAAACUCUUGAGCACUUUAACAGAUUCUUCAUCCCCAAAAGUCAAAUGUGAAGACCCUCGCCUCAUUUGAAGAAACGGCCCUUAAAAACAUUCACUAUCAUGUUUUUAUGUCCUUGUUUUGAGUGCAGACCAAAUGAAAGAGCCAGGUCAAAGUUCACGAGAUGUUGAGAAAGUUGUCUGUGAAUCAUAAAUGCACUUUUUGUUUCGUGUCAAGUGGUAGGGUGAUUGAACUGAGUGUACGUAUGUGAGAUAUUGUUAGUUUUCUGGAAAUCGGUAGAACGUGUGAAGGCCAGUGAACAAUGGAGGCCUUUACUUGGAUGACUUAUGAGCGUUACCUGUCUUGUUGUUUUUAAUUUGUUCUAUAACUGCUUCUGUUGCACUGAUACUUGCCAGAAAAUCCUGAUCAUAUUAAACAGUUUUAUAGACUACAUUCACAAGCUGCACAUUUCUCUCAAAAUAUGAGGAAAAACCAUGACUGCCGCUCAAGUGGGAGAAGUGAUAAUCUUAUGUCAAGAAAUAAUGUCAAUGCAGUUACAACUUUACUAUCAUUGGUUUGUAUUGUGCCUUCCCUCAUCGUGAAAUUCAGUGACUAGAGUUCAAGCUAUGAACUAACAAUCAUGUCCUCAAACAUACGAAUUCAUGUUGGAAUGAGUUACCAAAGAAUUUAAGAUCUCAAGUCAGUCUAAUUCGUGCAUACACGGGUGGGAAUUCUAAAUAUAGAUCGAUUUAGAGCAAAAACUUCCAGCUUUUUAUUAACGGAAAUGUAAAAUAUUGCAGUUUAGUCAUUACAUGUUCAAAGAUUGGAUAUGGAUGGCAUUGUUUUUUUGGUAAAAUGGAUUCUGACUGUUCUUGCAACUCUCGAGCUAUACUUUACAAAACAUUAAGCAUAAGCCAAGAAAUGAUGACAGAAGCAACAACUGUUAAAGAACCUGCCCGAAACCUGAUCAAAUUGUGUAGGCAAGACUCCCAUGUCCAUGUAUUUUUUUUUCUGACCCUUUAACAGUUACCCCAUAAUGCUGAAAAUUGUGUAAAGCAUGAAAAGAAUUAGCGCUACUUGUGAUUGAUUCCAAUGAGAAAAGGAUAUUUUGUCGCUACAUCGUGAGAAGUGUUUGGUGGUAUUUGUCGAUACAAUGUUGACUAAUUGUAACUGCAAGAAAAACCUUUUUUGCUCACUUGGUUUAAAUCCUGAAUGUGGUUAUGGUGACCUUUAUGGUUAAAGGUCAUGUGUGGACAAUUUGAAAUUACCGUUAUUAAUUAUAAGACAUGAUUGCGCAAGUGCAGCGGUCAAGCACAAUUCUAAACGCAAGACAGAUUAAGGCUCCACUAUCAGUCAUUUUAUCAUGAGUUAGCUUACCUUACAUUAAAGUGAUCGCUGUUGUACUGAGAAAUGUAUUUUGAGUAUU